GCGGGUCUGUGGAGCUGACGUGACCGAGGGACAGAGCCCGAGUGUUGUUUUGAAUUCAGCACAAGACACCGACAGGAGGAGGUGGGGGGUACGGUCUGUGGAUAAGAUGGCGGAUGUAGAAGGCGAUGAAACUCGGUCGGCUCAGCCUUCGGCAUCCCGCAACGGUCCGGCCGCCGAUUCCUCGGCGGCGACGGCGGCGGCGGGCACCGCGGGCCAGACCGCCACCACGGUAACGUCGGGUCCGCGCUCGGUGCGGAUCGUCAAGUCGGAGUCCGGGUACGGGUUCAACGUUCGCGGUCAAGUCAGCGAAGGAGGGCAGCUCCGGAGCAUCAACGGGGAACUGUACGCUCCUCUGCAGCAUGUCAGCGCCGUCCUGCCCGGAGGAGCGGCGGACCGAGCCGGGAUAGCUAAGGGUGACCGGAUCCUGGAAGUUAAUGGGGUGAGCGUGGAAGGGGCCACCCACAAGCAGGUCGUGGACCUGAUCCGUGCAGGGGAGAAGGAGCUGGUUCUGGCUGUGCUCUCCUUUCCCCCUCAGGAGGGCGAUGGGUUGGAAGGAGGAGAGGAAGUCCAACUAAACUACGACUACAGCGACAAGCAGGCUGUGCCCAUUUCCGUUCCCACGUACAAACAUGUGGAGCAGCACUCGGAGAGGUUUGUGGUGUACAAUGUGUACAUGUCAGGUAGGCAGCUGUGCUCAAAGCGCUACCGGGAGUUCGCCAUCCUGAACCAGAACCUAAAGAGAGAGUAUUCCAACUUCAACUUCCCAAAGAUUCCAGGGAAAUGGCCCUUCUCCCUUUCUGAACAGCAGCUGGAUGCUCGGCGUAGAGGCCUGGAGGAAUAUCUCGAGCGAGUUUGCUCUGUGCGGGUGAUCGGGGAGAGUGACAUCAUGCAGGAGUUUCUCUCGGAAUCAGACGAGAACUACAAUGGAGUGACAGAUGUAGAGCUGCGGAUAGCCCUGCCAGACAAGACCACCAUCUCCGUCAGAGUCCGCAAGAACAGCACCACGGACCAGGUGUACCAGGCGUUAGUGUUGAAGGUCGGAAUGGACAGUAUUAUGGCGAGCUACUUCGCCCUUUUUGAGGUCAUCAACCAUUCCUUUGUACGGAAGCUGGCGCCCAACGAGUUUCCCCACAAGCUUUACGUGCAGAACUACACGUCGGCGGUGCCGGGGACUUGCUUGGCGCUCCGCAAGUGGUUGUUCAGCUUCCAGGAGGAGGAGUUACUGAGAGACAAUCCGCUGGCACUGCACUACUGCUUUCACCAGGCAUUGGAUGAUGUGAAGAAGGGAUUCAUAAAAACAGAGGACAAAUCCUACCAGCUGCAGAAACUGGCAGAGCAGCGCAAGAUGGCCACGUACCUGAGCCUGUUGCGGACGUGUGAGGGCUACAACGAGGUGGCGUUCCCACACUGCUCCUGCGACUCCAGGAGGAAAGGACAUGUCAUCACAGCCAUCAGCAUCCAUCACUUCAAGCUGCACGCCUGCACGGAGGAUGGCACGCUGGAGAACCAGGUGAUAGCGUUUGAGUGGGGGGAGAUGCAGCGCUGGGACACUGACGAGGAGGGGAUGGCUUUCUGCUUCGAGUACGCCAGAGGGGAGAAGAAACCUCGCUGGGUCAAGAUCUUCACUCCAUAUUUUAACUACAUGCACGAGUGCUUUGAGCGGGUCUUUUGUGAGCUGAAGUGGAGGAAACAGGUUGAGGAAGAGGCAUCUGACAAAGACAACAAAAACUGCAGUAACACUGAGAUUCUGCCUCCUCUGGAGACGCAGCAAAAGGGAUGGCGCCACCUAGGGGGGGAGAUUGCAACUUCCUAAAACCAUCGUUCACCACACAAACUAGAACUGGUCCACUUGCAUCAUUACAGCCACCCCUGAGAGCGCCCAUCAACAAACACAGGACUGAGUGACGGACUGGGAGGGCGAUCCAUGCCUCCCCGAAAUCUGGAAGUGACGAAUGUGGGAAAUUGGAACAGUCACACGUAACCGAACCCAGGGAUACACACAGCAAGAAGAGCAAUGGAAGUUAACACAAGUCAGCUUUCAUGUCAUUUACUAGAUCUCCAUAGUGUGUUUGUUGUUUUCCUCCAUACCAUCUCCCUGAGAUGUGGCAGGACACGAGCAAAAUUCUCGCCUGCGGUUGAGAUCUAACACAUAUGUACAGUGUGUGUGUGACUGGUCAGCGUCAACCGCAGCGUUUGCUCAAAGCAAUGGGGGGGGGG
Messenger RNA from Pleuronectes platessa (European plaice), 2217 nucleotides. It is a transcript of the gene snx27a, whose product is annotated as sorting nexin 27a. The transcript has 13 exons. The coding region runs from base 107 to 1813 and encodes 568 amino acids. Gene Ontology annotation, molecular function: protein binding; phosphatidylinositol-3-phosphate binding. Gene Ontology annotation, cellular component: early endosome. NCBI's taxonomy places the organism in Eukaryota, Metazoa, Chordata, Actinopteri, Pleuronectiformes, Pleuronectidae. Gene Ontology annotation, biological process: signal transduction; intracellular protein transport. The record is from RefSeq and is a predicted model, not a curated record.